AUGGCGAUCGCCGCCGUGAGCGAGGCGGAAACCCGGCUCUGCGGGAACUGCCAAAAGGAUAUUCCUGUUGCUAAUUUCAUCAUGCAUGAGAUCCACUGUAGCAGAAAUAUUGAAGUAUGCUGCUACUGCAGAGACUCAAUCCCAAAGUCUGAAAUGAAGAACCACAUUGAGUCUGAGCAUGUGCAGGUUACCUGCAAGUGUCAGAUGAAGAUAGAAAAAGGUCUCUUGAAGGAUCAUGAGGCAUCAGCGUGCCCUCUGCGUCCUGCCCUCUGCCAGUACUGUGACAUACAGCUCACCUUCAGCAGCCUCCAGGACCACGAAGUCUACUGCGGAGCCAGGACCGAGAGGUGUGGUGGCUGUGGACGUAAUGUCAUGGUGAAAGAUCUCAAGGAGCACCCUCGAGUCUGUGGGCAAGAGGUGAAGCAGGUCAGAGGACGCAGAUCAGGGCUGCGCUUUGAGGAUGAGGAUGCAGACCUGCGUGCCCUCCGGGUCAACAGAAACCGACUCAGAGCAGGUAACUGUGCUGGGCCUUUGCAGAUGCCCAGGGGGCCAGAAAAGCAGAUUUAUGGCAGCUGUGUAGGAGACAAAACACUUAAAGACAUUAGCAGAAGAAAUGUUUCAGCAGUACAAAGAAAUCAAAAUGAAGAGGACGGACUGGAGCAGUUGGAGAGAAAUGAAAACACUUGUUCUUCACUUUAUGAGGAGUGGAACGCUGAUUUAGACUACGUGUUGGCUCUUAGCCUGCAAAAUGAGACUAAUCCUCUCAGUAAUGCUGGAGCUGAAAUCCCCAGGGACUUCUGGGACAGCUACUACACCAAAGAUUCUGUGCCCUCAGCAUAUCUUAAAGAACCAGACAAGUCAAAUAUCUUCUCUUGUGACUCUUCCAUGUCCUUUAGCAUGUCAAACUACAUAGAAAAAGACGACAUUAUGAUUCCAUGUGAAUUUUGUGGCAUCCAGCUGGAAGAGGAGAUUCUCUUUCAUCAUCAGGCCAAAGCCCAGAGCCCAGCACCUGAUUAUCCAGAGGAGAAGUGA
Messenger RNA from Chaetura pelagica (chimney swift), 1032 nucleotides. It is a transcript of the gene TRAFD1, whose product is annotated as TRAF-type zinc finger domain containing 1. The record is from RefSeq and is a predicted model, not a curated record. Lineage: Eukaryota; Metazoa; Chordata; Aves; Apodiformes; Apodidae.